Messenger RNA from Epinephelus lanceolatus (giant grouper), 691 nucleotides. RefSeq names its product inner mitochondrial membrane peptidase subunit 1 (gene immp1l). The record is from RefSeq and is a predicted model, not a curated record. Lineage: Eukaryota; Metazoa; Chordata; Actinopteri; Perciformes; Serranidae. Gene Ontology annotation, molecular function: serine-type endopeptidase activity. Gene Ontology annotation, cellular component: membrane; mitochondrial inner membrane peptidase complex.
UGUUACUGUGCCGCGUUUGGAAGCUGUCAAAGGGAAUUUCAAUUUGUUAUGGGGAAUGCAUGGUCGGAGCAUUGACUCAGACAGUCUGUAGGUGGAGAUGUUCCGCAGGGUGCUGGGGAAGACCUUGGGGUUUGUGGGCUACACAGUCCAGUAUGGCUGCAUCGCACAUUGUGCCUUCGAAUACAUCGGAGAAUUUGUGGUGUGUUCUGGUCCAUCCAUGGAGCCCACCAUUGUCAACCAUGAUAUUGUCUUCUCAGAACGGAUGAGUCGUCAGCUUUGCAGAAUACAAAAGGGUGACAUAGUAAUUGCAAAGAGUCCAUCUGACCCACAUAUCAACAUUUGUAAAAGGGUUAUUGGACUGGAGGGUGACAAAGUCUGCACAAGUUCUCCGUCAGAUCUCUUCAAGUCCCACACAUACGUUCCAAAAGGCCAUGUAUGGCUAGAAGGGGAUAACCUUAGGAAUUCCACUGACUCAAGGAGCUAUGGCCCAAUUCCCUAUGCCCUCAUCCGAGGGCGUGUUUGCUUGAAGCUCUGGCCGCUGCAUAGUUUUGGGACCCUCAAUGAAAGCCCAACCAGACGGAUCGUUAAAACUCAGAGUGACUCAGACUCAGACUGACUCAUUCACUUUGUUUGUACUGUGCGUCGCUUUUUUCCCAAUCAUUUUUGAAUAAAGCUGAUAUUUAUUUAAAAU